Molecule: messenger RNA, 2154 nt
Organism: Triticum urartu
Lineage: Eukaryota; Viridiplantae; Streptophyta; Magnoliopsida; Poales; Poaceae
Product: glycosyltransferase BC10
Cellular component (GO): membrane
Molecular function (GO): glycosyltransferase activity
Source: RefSeq, a predicted model, not a curated record
CACUCCUCCCCAUCUUCCCUUCCCUUCCCUUCCCCCCCACCGUACCUCUUCUUCUCGGCCUCACAACCAAAGAUCUCCCCAAAAUCUCCCGAUUCCCCCCUCCCUCCCCCUCCGCCCGCCGGCCGCGGCGCAGCGCAGCCGCCAUUCCCCCUCCCCGGCCCGGCCGCGCCGCGUUGAUUCGUGGUUGUUGGGGCAGUCGGUCGCUCCGUUCCUGGCUCUUCUUGCCUGCCCUGCCCUGUGCCCACGAGGUGCCGUUCCUGGUCUCCCCUGUCCCCCCACCCCGCGGCCCUUACCGGAUCUCGUGGUGAAGCCAGCCCAGCCGAGGGAGGGAGGGAGGGAGGGACGGAGACGGCCGAGCUCCGGCCGGGAUUCGGAGCCGGCGCCGCUCGCCAUUUGGUCUGAUUCCGAGGAGCGACGCCAUGCCCGGCUGCUCCUCGGAUUGAUCCUCGGCGCCGGUGCUCCCUCCCGGCUCUCCUCGCCUUCUUGUCCAGCUUCAGCCCGCGAGCCUCCGGAUCGAAAGAUCCAAUUCGCGGGGCAUUUUCCCGUCCUCCUCCCCAAUUCCUCCGCAGGACUGUCCCUGUCUGCCAAUCGCUCUCAAUCCCAUCCUCUUUAAAAAUUUGCUCUUUCUCUCUCCCCCCUCUCCCACCAAGAUCCAAUCCCCACCGCCGCCCGCAUUCCGCGCUUCUCCCGCCCUCCCGCGGUCGCCGGCGAUGACGUCGCCGGUGACGACGCACGCCUCGCCCUUCCUGCUCGCCCUGCUCCUGCUCCUCUCCAUCCCGGUCGUCUUCCUCCUUGGGCCGCGCCUCCUCCCGCCCAAGACGCUCCCCGCCAUCCCGGACGCCGACGAGUCCGACGACCUCGCCCUCUUCCGCCGCGCCAUCCUCUCCUCUUCCUCCGCCAAGCCGGCCACCACCUCCUACUUCUUCCACCGCCGCCCUCGGCCCAAAGUCGCCUUCCUCUUCCUCACCAACUCCGACAUCGUCUUCUCGCCGCUCUGGGAGAAGUACUUCCAUGGCCACCGCAAGCUGUUCAAUCUGUAUGUCCACGCCGAUCCCUACUCCGUCCUAGAGCUGCCCCCCACGCCCACCUUCCGCGGCCGCUUCGUGCCAGCCAAGGCCACGCAGCGAGCCUCCCCCACGCUCAUCUCUGCCGCCCGCCGCCUCCUCGCCACCGCACUCCUGGACGACCCGUCCAACCAGUUCUUUGCGCUGCUGUCCCAGUCCUGCAUCCCGCUGCACCCGUUCCCCACCAUGUACAAGACACUCCUCUCCGACAAUGCUGGCCCUCACGGCCACCACCGCAGCUUCAUAGAGAUUACGGACAACACCUCCAUCCUUCAUGAUAGGUACUAUGCCCGCGGUGAUGCUGUGAUGUUGCCAGAGGUGCCGUAUGACCAGUUUCGUGCUGGAUCGCAGUUCUUUGUGCUCACUAGGAGGCAUGCCAUCAUGGUUGUGAGGGACAUGCGGCUCUGGAAGAAGUUUAAGCUGCCUUGUCUGGUCGAGCGCAAUUACUCGUGCUAUCCGGAGGAGCACUACUUCCCCACAUUGCUGGAUAUGCAGGACCCUGCUGGAUGCACCAAGUAUAGCCUCACGAGGGUGAACUGGACAGAUCAAGUCGAGGGCCACCCACACACGUAUCACCCUGGGGAGGUGUCGGCCAACUUGAUCAGGGAGCUGAGGAAGUCGAAUGCGAAAUACUCAUACAUGUUUGCACGGAAAUUUGCCCCGGAGUGCCUCGAGCCGCUGAUGGAGAUUGCGGACUCAGUCAUCCUACGUGACUAGGCCAGCAGCACCUCACAUUUGGGGUUGUCGGAUAAACUGAGAUGAUGAGGGUUGUGAUGCGAUGAACAGGCACGAGCUAGUCCAUCUAUCCCUAGAGAUCUUUCUUGAGGAAUUCCCAUCCUUGCUCUUCCAUGAUUGAAAGAUUUUCUGGUAAUAGACGGUGCUGGUCGGUGAGUAUGGUAUGGCAACUAAUUGUUCUAUGUGAGUAUGCUGUUUGAACACGACCGCUUCUUGGCAAGUAACAUAUCAGUAGCUAGGAUGAUCAUCCUAUGUAUUACAUGGACUUAGAGGGACUAUGUCAAUACAUCCAGCGGCGGCUUUUGUAGUUUUUAUUGCAUGUAUAUAAUAUGUCACGCCUGUUGUGAAUACUGUA